AUGGUCAUGGUCCAUGUCCGCCUCCCCCCUAUUGGCGGCCAGAAGAACUCAAGGGUCAACUGGAUGGACAUCGAGAUGACAGACGGUGGUGCUGUUCAGCAUGAAUUCCAUUGUUGCGAUACGCGCAAUAAGGUCGAUGCGCGGCUCGACACGCUACAAGACCGGAUGAAAGAAGUCUUUCCUGUGGAAUAUGAGAAAUUCAGGUUGGUAAAUUGCAUGGUUAACAGCUGGAUGACCUGCGAACAAUGUUACGAGAAGUUCAACGUCGAGAACUGCAAGAAGUGUGGCAAAAAGUGCAUAAAGCUAUAA
Alternaria hordeiaustralica is the source of this 309-nucleotide messenger RNA. RefSeq lists its product as uncharacterized. Bases 1 to 309 code for a protein of 102 amino acids. The record is from RefSeq and is a predicted model, not a curated record. The transcript is spliced from 2 exons. NCBI's taxonomy places the organism in Eukaryota, Fungi, Ascomycota, Dothideomycetes, Pleosporales, Pleosporaceae.